Messenger RNA from Striga hermonthica, 1800 nucleotides. NCBI's taxonomy places the organism in Eukaryota, Viridiplantae, Streptophyta, Magnoliopsida, Lamiales, Orobanchaceae. The record is from the annotation of a GenBank genome assembly.
AUGGCAGCAGCAAUUUUCUCUCUCUUACUCGUCUCCAUCUCUCUGUUCAUCACAGCGUACUCUUCAUCGCUGCAUUCCGGCCUCCAAAUCCUCCAAGCUGAGCGUCAGAUUGAUUUGACUUCGCACAUCGUUAGGGUUUAUCUGACAUUGAAGGUCGAAAAUAUCGGGGACGAUCCAGCUUCAAAGGUUCUCCUCGCCUUCCCGCCUGAGCAGUUUGACCAUCUUUCGUCGGUAAAAGCAGCUGCAACUGUUGGGAAGAGGAGGAAGAAAUCGCAUGUUCCUCUUGAAAUCAACUUGGCUGAGCAACCAGACUCGCCAAACGGAACCAAAUACUAUGCAGUCUCAUUGCUUAACCAAUUAUUGAAGGGUGAAACCACCACUCUAGAAAUAUUUUACAUCCUUACCCACUCUCUCAAGCCCUUCCCGGCCGAAAUAAGCCAGUCGGAGUCCCAGUUGGUUCAUUACCAUGACAAUGCCAUUAUAUUGUCACCUUAUCAUAUCAAGCAGCAGGCUACCGUGAUUAAGACACCCACUAACAAGGUCGAGUCCUUCACAGUUGUGGACCCUGCUCAACGAAGUGGUACUGAGCUUAGAUACGGGCCAUAUGAGGACCAUGAACCUUAUUCUUACUCGCCCAUUAUCGUUCACUUUGAGAACAAUCAUCCGUUUGCUGUGGUUGAGGAGCUUGAGCGGGAAAUAGAAAUAUCUCACUGGGGGAAUGUCCAGGUGACCGAACACUACAAGUUGGCCCACGAUGGAGCCAAGCACAAAGGAUUUUCAAGGGUUGAUUAUCAAUCAAGGCCCACUGCUAGUGGUGUCUCUUCUUUCAAGAACCUUCAUGCGGAACUACCCCCUCGAGUUCACUCUGUGUACUACAGGGAUGAUAUUGGGAAUAUAUCAUCAUCAAGAUUAAGAGUUAAUUCCAAGAAGUCGGAGCUGUUAAUAGAACCACGUUAUCCUUUAUUUGGAGGCUGGAAAUCAACUUUUGUGAUCGGAUAUGGAGUGCCGCUGCAGGACUUCCUUUUUGAGUCAGAUGAUGGUGCUCGUUACCUGAAUUAUAGUUUUGGCUGCCCUCUUGCGGACACUGUAGUUGACAAGUUGACAAUCAAAGUUGUCCUCCCAGAGGGAUCAAAGGAUCCCUCCGUCAAAGUUGCUUUUGAAGUUAAACAGAGUUUGGAGACAAAGUACUCGUACCUCGAUGUGAUUGGACGACCUGUAGUGGUCUUGGAAAAGAAAAAUGUCGUUCCUGAACACAAUGUCCCAUUCCAGGUCCAUUACAAGUUCAACCCAAUAUCCAUGCUUGCUGAGCCCCUGAUGCUGGCAUCUGCAUUUUUCCUUUUCUUUGUCACCUGUGUUGCAUACCUGCACAUAGAUCUCUCGAUACGGAAUCGGCCACCACCUCCGAGCCCCGGCGAGCUGCCGCCAUCACCAUCUCUGGCGACCACAAACCACCUAUUUUCCGGCGAAACCCAACUCCCUCGCUCCCGCUGGGAAGAACUCGCGCAGCCUCAGCUCGAGUCCACCUUCACGCCGCUGCAUCGAAGCCAGCCGCACGCCUCGCAGCCCAGCCUCCCGCCGGCGAGCAGAGACACGUCGUUUUCAGCUCAACCCACGUGUCCGCGCAGCCCCUCCACCACGCAGCUCAAGCCGAGUUCGACCCAGAUUCAUUCCACGCGGUCCCAGCCACGAUUGGACCUCGAACCCGCCGUUCCCAAGUCAAGCCGAGUUCGCGACCGAGUCAGUCGAGUCCACCUCCAUCCAGCCCGAGUCCGCCUCAACCAGCUCCAUCGUGCCUCGUAG